UUCAGUUGCUUCUCUCUCUUUCUUGGCAUUCACAUCUGGGAUAGGAACGAACAGGCCUCUGUUGGGAUACAGCCGCCAUGGGAUAUCUGAAUCUCCUUCCAGUCAUGGUUAUAUCCAUGUUCUGUCAUGUUCAGUUUGGAUCAGCUUGGACGGUGAAUAAUUUCCUCAUGACUGGACCUAAGGCUUUUUUGACUUAUGCCAGCAGUGUGCAAAUGGGCGCACAAAGUGGAAUACAAGAGUGUAAACACCAGUUCGCGUGGGACAGGUGGAACUGCCCAGAAAACACACUCCAAUUAUCCACACACAAAGACCUUCGACGUGCUACAAGGGAGACGUCUUUUGUCCAUGCCAUCAGCGCAGCUGGGGUGAUGUACACGCUCACCAAGAACUGUAGUAUGGGAGACUUUGACAACUGCGGCUGCGAUGACUCCAGAAUAGGACAGACAGGCGGUAGAGGAUGGAUCUGGGGAGGCUGUAGUGAUAAUGUGGCGUUUGGGGAGAAGAUCUCCAAGCAGUUUGUGGACGCGCUGGAAGGUGGACAUGAUUCGCGAGCAGCUGUUAAUCUGCAUAACAACGAGGCAGGCAGACUGGCCAUCAAAGCUACAAUGAGGAGAGCCUGUAAGUGCCACGGAGUGUCUGGGAGCUGCAGCAUCCAAACCUGCUGGAUGCAGCUGGCCGACUUCAGGGAGGUCGGCAACUAUCUAAAGAUGAAGUACGAACAUGCAAAGAAACUGGAGAUGGACAAGAAGCCUGCGAGGGCAGGGAACAGCGCAGACAACAGAGGGGCCAUUGCGCACACCUUUCGGAGCAUCGCAAGGACGGAGCUCAUUUACCUGGAGGAUUCCCCGGAUUACUGCGUCAAGAACCAGAGCCUGGAAUUUCAGGGCACAGAGGGGCGGGAGUGCCUGAAGGGUGACAAGAGCACGUCCCAGUGGGAGAGAAAAAGUUGCCGCAGGCUGUGUUAUGAAUGCGGCCUCAGAGUGGUGGAGAAGCGCAUUGAGGUUGUCAGCAGCUGCAACUGCAAAUUUCACUGGUGCUGCACAGUUAAAUGUGACAGGUGCACGCAGGUUGUUACUAAAUAUUACUGUGCGCGUAAGGAAGGCGGGAGAAAACCGCACAACAAAACAAAGCGCAGACACCACGCGCGGCGGAGCUGAUUGGUGCGUGGUGCAUUAAGUCAGUGUCCUUAUCACUUUUAAAUUAAUCAUUAUGGACAUCAGUAGCAUUAUUCUGUAUUAUAUGAAUAGUAAUUUCAUUUUGAACUGUUACAUCACCUGAAACCUUUUAAUGCACUUUAGCUCAACGACUUGAUUCUGUACAUAAAUCAAAUUAAGUUUUUUUUUAAGGACCAAACUCUCCACGCAUGCUCAGUAGGUUAUGUAGUUGUUUAUGAGACAACUGGUCGUACUUGUUGGGGUUGUCUUCUAUGAAGUCUGAAAGUGGUCUAAUAUUUUAUAUGUAUUUUUGAUGAAA
Molecule: messenger RNA, 1473 nt
Organism: Scatophagus argus
Lineage: Eukaryota; Metazoa; Chordata; Actinopteri; Scatophagidae
Product: protein Wnt-8a-like
Exons: 6
Coding region: 78-1157 (359 amino acids)
Biological process (GO): canonical Wnt signaling pathway; cell fate commitment; multicellular organism development
Cellular component (GO): extracellular region
Molecular function (GO): cytokine activity; frizzled binding
Source: RefSeq, a predicted model, not a curated record